AAUCCGCCGCCUACCCAUUUUUUCUAUUUUUGGCAUUACAUUUGCCUUUUCCAAUUCACAGAGCCAUGUCUGUCUUCAAGAACAUAGCAUAGUAGCGUACACGCUUCCUUGGAACUUCACUAUCAAUUGACAAAUCCCAUCUUUUUCUUAGAAUUGUUCUGCUCUAAUGGAAAAGACCCACAAUUCCCAAAUACCAAUGAAAAGCAGCCAUAAGAAUGAGAAAGAGCCAGAGAUAAUAACAAACAAGAAUCAGAUGAGAAAAUGGUCAAGGGCCAUGAGAUCCCAAGGCAAGACCAUAGGCUUGGUACCCACCAUGGGAUAUCUCCAUGAGGGCCACAUAUCAUUGAUUAAAGAAGCCCACAAGCUCACAAAUCUCAUAGUGGUCUCAAUCUAUUUGAACCCAGGUCAGUUCUCUCCAACUGAGGACCUUUCCACAUACCCAUCUGACUUUGAUGGUGAUAUCCAAAGGCUCAUGGAUGUUCCUGGUGGUGUUGAUGUUGUUUUCCAUCCCUACAAUCUGUAUGACUAUGGGAACUCUAGUGUUGGUGGUGAUGGUGAGGUAGAGAAGAAAGGGGCAGUGUCUUGUGUUGAGGAGAGAGGUUUGGGGCAUGAAACUUGGGUGAGAGUUGAGAGGUUGGAAAAGGGUAUGUGUGGGAAGAGUAGACCUGUGUUCUUUAGAGGAGUUGCCACUGUUGUCACCAAGCUGUUUAAUAUAGUGGAACCUGAUGUUGCUGUGUUUGGCAAGAAGGAUUAUCAACAAUGGCGGAUUAUUCAGCGGAUGGUUCGAGAUCUUGAUUUUUCCAUAGAAGUGAUAGGUUCUGAUAUAGUGCGUGAGAAUGAUGGCCUCGCAAUGAGUUCACGCAACGUGCAUCUAUCAACUGAAGAGAGGAAAAAGGCAUUGUCUAUAAACAGGUCAUUGUCAAGAGCUAAAUUUGCUGCAGAAAAGGGUCAAGUAAACAGUGGAGAGUUAAGAAACAUGAUUAUCCAAGAAAUAAAUGAAGCUGGUGGAAGAAUUGAUUAUGCUGAGAUCGUAGACCAAGAGACUUUGGAGGCAGUGGAAGAAAUCAAGAGCCCCGUAGUGUUCUGCAUUGCUGCCUGGUUUGGGAAGGUCAGGCUGAUAGACAACAUGGAAAUAAAUAUUUGAAAGCCGUAUGCUCAGUUACUCAACAUUGUGCAAAACUGCGUUCCUUGUCAAAUUGGUAAAGAUUUGUCUUUCCUUAUUUUUUAUUCAGUGGCAGUUCAGCAAUCUUGUUCUGACUUUACUCUUAUACAAACCAUAUACGUGGUCUGUUUUUUUUUUUUUUUUUGGAAGAAAAUGAAAGAAAGAUAUAUCUGGCCGACCAUAAAUAAUCUGUUGAGAAUCCAUAGCCAAUUCCAAAAUUUUGGAAUUAAGGUUUUGUUGUUGUU
This is a messenger RNA of Quercus robur (English oak), 1407 nucleotides long. Its product is annotated as pantoate--beta-alanine ligase. Bases 167 to 1144 code for a protein of 325 amino acids. The transcript is spliced from 4 exons. Gene Ontology annotation, molecular function: pantoate-beta-alanine ligase activity. Lineage: Eukaryota; Viridiplantae; Streptophyta; Magnoliopsida; Fagales; Fagaceae. Gene Ontology annotation, biological process: pantothenate biosynthetic process. The record is from RefSeq and is a predicted model, not a curated record.